UAUCCUCUCCAUGAUUAUAAAUGUUCAUUUUAACCGCUCGCGUUUUAGCGAGAGUGAGAGUGAGAGUGAGACUGUGAGAGAGAGAGGGAGAGAAGAAGAAGAAGAAGCAGCGAUGGCCGCGAUCAGGAGAACGCACUUAUUUGGGGCUCCGAGUUUUCAGCUGAGAGAAGCUCAAUUGCGUUUUGCAGGUUACGGUGCUAUCCCUACGCGCUUCCGAGAGUCUCAUCGGAACGUGGUUCUUGCACGCAAGGCUGGAAAUGCCGCCGGGAUUCUUCCCAUAAUCAGGGCUCAGACUCCCUCAGUGCCUGAGUAUGUUCCAGAUUCUGAUUUCUACAGAGUGGAAGCCAUUCUUAGGCCAUGGCGGAUCACUAAGGUUUCUUCGGCAUUGUUGAAAAUGGGAAUUCGUGAAGUCACUGUGUCUGAUGUUAGGGGCUUUGGUUCUCAGGGUGGUUCAAAAGAAAGGCAAGGAGGCUCUGAAUUUUCUGAAGACAUUUUUAUUCCCAAAGUCAAGAUGGAAAUAGUGGUGAGGAAGCAUCAGGUUGAAGAUGUUAUAGCAAAAAUUAUUGAGGCGGCAAGGACAGGAGAGAUUGGUGAUGGCAAAAUAUUUUUGAUUCCGGUUACCUUAGAUGUUCCAACAGGCGGUGCAGAUAUUCCAACUGAGGUUGAAGUGGUUGAUGUAGAUGCAGAAGAGGUGCCUACAUCCGAAACAGAACCAUCCAAUAUGAAUGCAAAUACUGAAAACAAAUCACCUAGUGGGAGGAUGAAGAAGAGGGCACAAAAGAGUUAUGAUGAUGACUCAGACCCAGAUUACCAUCAAUAUGAGUCUGAGGAACUGCACAACCCUUAUUCAUCAGACAGUGAUAGUGACUAUGAGGCAGAACGCACUGUUUGGCCUCAAGAAAACCCGAAUGCUACUUUUGGAUCGUUGGAGGAGAAGUUAAGGGACCAAAGAGACUUUAAAACUGCUGAAGCUGAGGCAUGGUUUAGGAGAGAGUUUAAUAUCACCAUUAAGUACAAGAAGAUACAAAGAGCAAUGAAGAAGGCAAGGGAGAAUAUUGAGGGCUCAGAGAGGGAGCAGUAUGCUGAGUUGAGGAAUUACAUCCUUGCCCUGUUGACAACUAACCCAGGAGCAACUAUUAACAUGGACACAACCUCUAAUGCCUGA
This is a messenger RNA of Arachis stenosperma, 1165 nucleotides long. RefSeq lists its product as uncharacterized. Gene Ontology annotation, biological process: regulation of nitrogen utilization. The transcript has 10 exons. The record is from RefSeq and is a predicted model, not a curated record. Gene Ontology annotation, cellular component: chloroplast thylakoid; cytosol. Gene Ontology annotation, molecular function: ATP binding; enzyme regulator activity. The coding region runs from base 11 to 1165 and encodes 384 amino acids. Lineage: Eukaryota; Viridiplantae; Streptophyta; Magnoliopsida; Fabales; Fabaceae.